AUGUCCUCAGCAAUCGUGUGCGGCGCAACCGGCAUUCUCGGCCGAGAAAUCGUCUACCGCCUCGCCUUCAACCCUACAAAAUGGAAAACGAUCCACGCCCUCUCCCGCUCCAAAAAAGACGACUACCCCUCCAACGUAGUCCACAACCACAUCGACCUCCUCCACUCAGCCGAAGACAUGGCCAAAGACCUUGCCUCCGUCUCAGGCGAAUACGUCUUCUUCGCAGCCUACAUGCAAAAGGACAGCGAGGAAGAAAACUGGAAAGUCAACGGCGACAUGCUUGCCAACUUCCUCCGCGCGCUCACCCUCACCGGUGCCGCCAAAUCCAUCAAGCGGAUCCUCCUCGUCACGGGAUGCAAGCAGUACGGCGUCCACCUCGGCCGCGCCAAGAACCCGAUGAUGGAAUCUGAUCCCUGGCUUACAGACCAGAACAUCUACCCGCCCAACUUUUACUACAGACAGCAAGAUAUCCUCCAUGAUUUCUGCAAGGCUAACCCCCAUAUUGGAUGGAACGUCACUUACCCUAAUGACGUGAUCGGUUUUGCGAACGGGAACUUUAUGAACCUGGCUUCCGGACUGGGAAUUUACGCUGCUGUUUGCAAGGAGCAAGGGAGGAAACUGGCUUUUCCUGGGAAUGAGGGGUUUUACUUGGGUUUUGACUGCUACACUAGCUCCAAGCUCCACGCGGAAUUCUGCGAGUGGGUUGUGUGCGAGGACAAGACGAGGAAUGAGGCGUUUAAUGUGGUGAAUGGGGAUGUGCAGACUUGGGAGGAUAUGUGGCCCAGGCUGGCGAGGAGAUUUGGGAUGGAGGUUGAUCAGGGGCAGUUUCAACAAGAGGUUGGGGAACUGGCAGGGAAAUUUGAGAUGAAUGAGGCGCCGCCUAUUAAGGCUUGGGAGAAGGAGUUGGGGUUGGAGGGGAGGGUGAAGAGGAACAUGCUGAGUCAGAGGGUGAGUUUGGUCAAGUGGGCGGAGCAGGAGGAUGUCAAAAAGGCGUGGGAGAGGUUGGCGGAGAGGGAAGGGUUGCAGAAGGAUGGGUUAGAGAAGGGGACGUGGGCGUUUGUGGAUUUUGAGCUGGGGAGGGAUUUCGAUCUGGUGGUUAGUAUGAGUAAGGCCAGGGAGUUUGGGUGGACUGGAUAUCAAGAUACAUGGAAGGCAUUCUCGGAUGUGUUCGGUGAGCUUGAAGCUGCGAAGGUGCUGCCAAGGAGUCAUAAAUGAGAAUCCGGUACGCGAGGUGCUUACCAAGACGGGUGGUCAGGCAAACCUUAUUUAGGUCCUCUAUUUCAUCCGGAAAAUCUCCAUGGCACUCUAUGCUAUCAGACCAUCUGGUGUAGUAUAAUCCAUUACGGUCAGACAUAAGAAGGUCAAUUGAUAUUGAAUCAUCUACUACCUGCAUCUGAUUCAACCUCAGCCCGAUCUCUAGUGCAGAUUAGACCAAGAAAAGAGAUGAAGGUUCAUUGAAUAGACGAGACAUGCAGAAUCAUCUCAGUAAGCCCAACAGCAUCUGCAAUGGUAAAAUAUAUUGUACAUGGGGCGCAGGCUUACCUACCUGCUGGAGAUACCUUGGGUAUGGG
Messenger RNA from Podospora pseudopauciseta, 1571 nucleotides. RefSeq lists its product as uncharacterized. NCBI's taxonomy places the organism in Eukaryota, Fungi, Ascomycota, Sordariomycetes, Sordariales, Podosporaceae. Bases 1 to 1215 code for a protein of 404 amino acids. The transcript has 3 exons. The record is from RefSeq and is a predicted model, not a curated record.